AUGGAUGGGCCUGCCGGUUGUGGUAAAACAUUUACUUACAAUUAUUUAAUUUCUGAAACACAGAGCAGGCAUAUUAGAACUGCAACAGCUGCAUGGACAGGAAUAGCUGCAACUCUUCUCAAAAAUGGGUGCACAAUGCAUGGCUUAUUCAAACUUCCUGUUCCAAUUUUGGAAACUAGCACAUGUAAUGUAACUCCAAACUCUAUUCAUGGUAGAUUCCUGAGACAAAUCAGUUUGUAUUUACUUGAUGAAGCAUCUAUGAUACCCAAAUAUGCUUUGAGUGCCAUUGAUAAGCUAUUACAAGAUAUUUGUAAUAACAACUUUCCUUUUGGUGGUAAGGUUAUUCUUAUGGGUGGAGACUUCAGACAAAUACUUCCAGUUGUGAAGCGAGGUCGACCAGCAGAAGUUAUAGAAUCAUGUUUAAAAUGUUCUGAACAUUGGCAAUAUGUGCAAAGGUUCUCAUUAACUGUAAAUAUGAGGGUUCAGAUAGAAGAAGAGGAAUUUUCUCAAUGGCUUUUAAAGCUUGGAAGUGGAACAUUACCUGUCAAGCCUAAAGAUCCUUUGCGAGGGUGCAUUGAAAUACCUGAGCAGUGCUUUCUCAGUGAUAAUGAAUCUAUUGUGGAGAAGAUUUUCGGUGGUGCAGAAGAAGCUGACUAUGCAAAACGUGCUAUUUUAACGCCAACAAAUGUUGAUUCAUUGGCAAUAAAUGAAGAAGUCCUUCAUCGUUUACCCGGUGAUGUGAAAACAUAUUUAAGUUCAGAUAGCAUUGAUACUGAUAAUCUUAAUGAAAUUAAUAACUUUCCAGUCGAGUUUUUAAAUAGUUUGACUCCAUCAGAUCUCAAAGGUGGACUUUGUAAUGGAACCCGUUUGAUGGUGCGUGCAUUACACAACAAUUAUAUUGAUGGUGAGGUUUUAACAGGUGUAUCAGCUGGUAACAGGGUAUUUGUUCCUCGAGUUCAAUUAGCUCCAUCAGAUGCAAAUUUACCUUUUACACUUAAACGCCGUCAGUUUCCAGUUAGGUUAGCAUACUCAAUGACCAUAAAUAAAAGUCAAGGUCAAACAUUUGAAAAAGUUGUUGAUAAACAUCCAUUACAAGGUAUGUCAUUUAACAAACAUUACACAAAUAAUGUUGCCUUUACAAAUGUUCUUAAUUUAUAA
Molecule: messenger RNA, 1158 nt
Organism: Hydra vulgaris (swiftwater hydra)
Lineage: Eukaryota; Metazoa; Cnidaria; Hydrozoa; Anthoathecata; Hydridae
Source: RefSeq, a predicted model, not a curated record